Lathyrus oleraceus (garden pea) is the source of this 972-nucleotide messenger RNA. RefSeq lists its product as uncharacterized. The transcript is spliced from 2 exons. Lineage: Eukaryota; Viridiplantae; Streptophyta; Magnoliopsida; Fabales; Fabaceae. The coding region runs from base 1 to 972 and encodes 323 amino acids. The record is from RefSeq and is a predicted model, not a curated record.
AUGCAAUCCUCCUUCCGCUACUAUCCAACUGAAUCAUUCUACACCAUUUCAUUUCUUCAUUCUCUUCCUUCUGCAUCCAUGGCUCCUUAUCGAGCUUCAUCUUCACCAAUUGAUCCUGCUUUGGAUCAAAAUUCACCCUUCUUUGUUCACCCCAACGAUGGCCCUGGUUCUGUUACAGUUCUUCCGAAACUCACCAGUUCCAACUAUCAUUCAUGGGCUCGAAGCAUGAAGAGGGCUCUUGGUUGCAAAAUGAAGAUUGAGUUCAUUGAUGGAUCUGUUCUUGUUCUUGUUGAUUCUUUCGAUCCAUCCCUGCGUGCUUGGAACCGCUGCAACAUGUUUGUACAUUCUUGGAUCAUGAAUUCUAUUUCAGAUUCAAUUUCUCAGUCUAUAGUUUUCAUGGAGAAUGUGCUUGAUGUAUGGAACAAUUUGAAAGAAAGGUUUUCUCAGGGUGAUCUCAUACGUAUUUCUGAGCUGCAGCAAGAAAUAUACAAUCUGAAGCAAGAAACCAAAUUAUGUUCCUGUGAAGCUAUGCGCAGUGCAAGAUCUCAUCAUCAGCUAUUGCAAAUUAUCAGAUUCUUGACUGGUUUAAAUGACCAAUUUGCUUUAGUGAAGUCCCAAAUCUUGUUAAUGGAUCCUUUGCCAACUAUGAAUAAGAUCUUCUCCGUGGUUAUCCAACAUGAGCGACAAAUUCAGCUCCUUAUUCCAAAUGAUGAGUCUCAAACACUAAUUAAUGAUGCUGAUUCCAAGAGGUUUGGAGCAAGAAAUAAUGCAUUCAAGCAUGGUGUUCGUGUUUGCAUAUUCUGUGGCAAGACUAACCACACUAUUGAACAUUGCUUCAAAAAACAUGGUGUACCACCUCAUAUGCAGAAACAGUUUCAGAAUUCAGCUAACAAUGUGGCAUCAAAUGGAAAUGAUGAUGGAUCUUCAUCUCAUGGUGCUGACAUUAAAAGUGACAAUUCACCUAUGACUUAA